AUGGGGAUACAGAAUGACCUUCCCAAUAUCGUUGACUGGACCGAUGAAUUUGAUUUCGGCAAUCCUCGGAACUUCUCCCCGGUUACUAAAUGGGGAACUACAGUGCACUACGGCCUCGUUACCUUCAUUGUUACUUUUGCCAGUUCGAUUUUCAGCACUGCAACGGAGGUGACGAGCGAGUUGUUCGGGGUCUCAAAGGAUGUCAUGCAUUUAGCAACGGCACUAAACGUUUUGGGAUUUGCAUUCGGACCCCUGGUCUUUGGGCCACUCUCUGAGGUGUACGGCCGCAAGACCCCCCUGCUACUGGGACUACUUGUCUUCUGUGUUUUCAACAUACCAGUUGCAGUCGCUACGAACGUCGAGACGAUAUUAAUAUGUAGAUUCAUCGUCGGCUUCGGAGGCGCAGCUCCUCUGGCCAUCGUUGGCGGCGCACUCGUGGACCUCUUUCUUCCCAUUGAGAGAGGCAUCGCAGUCUGCAUCUUCGCCGGCGCAACUUUCAUGGGCUCCAUAUUCGGGCCAAUUGUCGGUGGCUAUGUCACUGAAUCAUACUUGGGUUGGCGAUGGACAGCUUGGCUGACGCUGAUUCCUGGUGCUGUCCUGUGGGCGAUUCUCUUGCUCUUCAUUCCGGAGACAUACGGCCCAGUCAUCCUUAAGCAAAGAGCCCAAAAGCUUCGUUUCGACACUGGCAACUGGGCGCUUCAUGGAGCCAUUGAAGAGCAUCGACUGGAACUGGGAGAUGUUGCGCAGAGGUAUCUCGUCAGACCGAUCGUCAUGCUCUGUCGCGAGCCCAUCUUGGCCCUCGUGACGGUCUAUAUGUCGCUCAUCUACGGCAUCUUGUAUCUGUUCUUUGAGGCGUAUCCAAUCUCCUUUUCAGUCAAACGGGGCUGGAGCUUGGGCGUUGGAACUCUUCCUUUCCUAAGCCUUGGGCUCGGCAUUGUCCUUGGGGGAGUAGUUGUUCUGCUGCACCUCAGACUUCGAUACGCAAAGAUAUACGAAGCAGCUGGGAAGGUGCCACCAGAGGAGCGUCUUAUUCCAAUGAUGUUUGGCUCAGUCGCACUACCAAUAGGCAUGUUUUGGUUUGCCUGGACAAGUGACCCAGACAUACAUUGGGUUCCGCAAGUCCUUGCAGGCAUUCCCACUGGGAUCGGAAUCAUGACCAUCUUCAUUCAGGGCUUGGUGUACAUCAUUGACACGUAUGCUCAACUCUCAAAUAGCGCCAUUGCGGCCAACGUAUUCUUGAGAAGCUGGGUUGGUGCCGGUUUUACCAUGUUCGCAACCAGCAUGUAUAACAAAUUGGGCGUUUCAUGGGCAUCAUCGCUGCUUGGCUUCAUCUGCGUUUCUUUGAUACCAGUCCCAUUCUUGUUUCACAAGUAUGGUCAAGUCAUUAGGAAGAAAAGCCGAUACGCACCAUUUGCGGAUUAA
Molecule: messenger RNA, 1422 nt
Organism: Colletotrichum godetiae
Lineage: Eukaryota; Fungi; Ascomycota; Sordariomycetes; Glomerellales; Glomerellaceae
Product: MFS transporter
Exons: 3
Coding region: 1-1422 (473 amino acids)
Biological process (GO): transmembrane transport
Cellular component (GO): plasma membrane
Molecular function (GO): transmembrane transporter activity
Source: RefSeq, a predicted model, not a curated record